Molecule: messenger RNA, 1883 nt
Organism: Paramacrobiotus metropolitanus
Lineage: Eukaryota; Metazoa; Tardigrada; Eutardigrada; Parachela; Macrobiotidae
Product: coiled-coil domain-containing protein 137-like
Exons: 6
Coding region: 438-1256 (272 amino acids)
Source: RefSeq, a predicted model, not a curated record
ACUGGAAGCUCUGGUUGUAAAAGCAAAUCGAUUAGAUCAUUCACUAGACUUAUUAGAGGUUCAGAAAAUCAUUUUAAAAUAACAAUACUUAACUGUAUAGCUUACGAUGUAUAGUGGAGCAGUUGCUCGAAGCUUCUACCGUAGUUGUAUCAAUGUGGUACCGGUGGCCACCACAUUGAUACAACUCAGUUGUAUCAAUGUGAUGGCCACUCCAGGUAGGCUGGUUAUCAGGAAAACCACUGUGAUGCAGUGAUGAGAGUGGACGAAACGGAAAUCACUUGCAGAACUUGCUAAUAAUUUUUCAUGUUUUGCAUCGGUCAGUCGCCGUCGUUGUGAUAAUUAUUAUUUUUCACGUCAUUGCCUUCUAAGACUUCUCUUACUUAUACUUAUUAACUUAUACACUGCUACGUUGAAGCGGUGGCUCUAACUAACAAAAAAUGCGGCACCAUCGGACGCAGAAAUCUUCCAAGCACAAGAAGAUUAAGGCUAUCGAUCCCUUCUACAGCGGACCAAGGAGACAGAUUAUGUUCAAGGCUGAUAAAAAUGCCAAUAAGCCUCCCUCGCUAGGCGCUGGUGUUCAAGAAGUUCCCAGAAGACUACGGGACAUUGUGCGGGGAACAGCUGAUUCUAAUAAGCAAAAACCACAGAAACGGAAGGCCAAAGGAUUAUUAAUGCAUCAGCGCCCCGAUUUCAAACAGGGAAAAUACGAAACCCUCACGAAUUUCUAUCGGAGAAUGGAUAAAGCUGCGAGCGACGCGAUAACGAAAGCUGAACUCGAAAUGCAGUUCGACGUACAUUUCGAUAAAAAAGGGAAAAAUAAAUUGACAAUUGCUAAAAAGAAGGAUCCCGUGACGAGUGAAGUACCGGCACCAAAAGUCUCAAAAUCUCAGAAGCGAAAACUUAAACUUCAGAGAAAAGUGGAGGAAAAAAUGGCUGAAGAUGUGGAUGAAUUUGCUGAAAUGGCAGAUACGUUCACAUUUGGUGAAGUGGUCGAUGCUCCUCCUGACAUCAAAGCAGCGCCACAUAAAGCUCCCGAGCGAAAAAAGGGCGGGAAAAAGAAUCUGCUUUUGUUAAAAAGUGUUUCUGGAUCGUCGGGCGUACACCCAAAUCCUGACAACUUUAAUUCUUCUUCGAAGACAACCACACAAUCGAUCUCAUCAGCUCGGCAAGAACAACUUCGCCAAGAAUCUGUUCAAGCCUACCGACAACUCAAGAAGCAGCGAAAUUUAAUGCUUUCUAAACCUGGAAAAGCAUAAAAAUAAAAAAUGCUGUGAUAAAGAUUUGUCGUUGUGGAACAGCAACAUCGCCCACUAUUCAUCCAUGUUGUCGCUAAUAGAUGCGAAAUUCAAUAAAGAAUCCAUCUGCUUCGCCAUUGCAGUAGCCGUUUUAUCUGUAAAAUUAUUUUCAAGAUUCUGACAUAACACGAAUGUAUAACCAUCUUUUUGUCUGAGUUCUUCGAAAGAAAUAGUGUGAUAUAAAUAAUAUUACAUCUCGAAUACCUCUUUUAACUUUCAAUUUUUGCCGUCGCUUCAGAAUUUUAUUUUUCUGUUUACUCCACUGUUGAUUGCCCUCUAAACCCAUUGCAGGGUCAUCCGAAAUCCAUUCAUCAUCCGAGUCACCCUUAUCACUUUUAGGGAAUUCAACUAUCUGAACGGCUCCUUCGUUUUUGGCAGAGGAUUUUUCCAUUUCUUCGUCACUGACAUCCAGGUCUUCUAUUGCCGUUGUUCUCAUUUCGUUCGUUUCAGGCAUUUCAUCGACCAACAUUUUUUCAUCAUCUUCCAGUCCAUCCAAAUCAAACUCCUUACUCAUAGUGCUUACUAGCUCUGAACUGAGGUGCACUGAUGUAGUGUGUUUUUCUGGAGGGAGCGUAUGAUACGAAAUCU